CAUUAAGUAUUAAUUAUGACCAAGAAUAUACAAAUUUAUGGAGCAGUGAAUUAAACAUACCUCAGGUCAAAAUGACCUUGGAAUUGGACUAAUACAGUGUAAUGUACGGAUACUAAUUCUAAUAUGAAUGGGAGUUUGACAGACGCCUGGUGGGACGAUGAACAAACGCCAGGAGAUGGCUCUAUCGAUUGGGGUAAUGCCGUCGGCAACCAUCAGAACUGGACGACAUCGGAAGAAACUUUCACCGAUGUUGUCGCUGUCGGAAACGUUGUCAUCGACACCAACUACACACUUGACUUCAACGCGUCAGACGAGAGCGAUGUCGCGUGGCAGCUACUUCAAAAACGCGCUCCCUUGGCAGUCUUGCUCCUGCUAUUCUCGGUUGCUACAGUUUUCGGUAACAUGCUCGUAAUUCUCGCCGUCAUCAGAGAGAGAUACCUGCAUACUGCCACCAACUACUUCAUCACGUCACUGGCAGUCGCCGAUUGCUUGGUUGGUCUUGUCGUAAUGCCAUUCAGUGCGGUGUAUGAGGUCCUAGAAAACAGAUGGUUCUUUGGUAUGGACUGGUGUGACGUAUGGAGGUCACUGGAUGUCUUGUUCAGUACAGCUUCUAUUCUUAAUCUUUGUGUGAUUUCUCUUGACCGCUAUUGGGCAAUUACUGAUCCAUUUACUUACCCUUCCAAGAUGAGUGUGAAGAGGACGGCUGUACUCAUUGCCGCCGUCUGGGUCUGUUCUGGUGCGAUCUCGUUCCCCGCUAUCGUCUGGUGGCGCGCAGUACGCACCGAGGCUGUACCCGAAUUCAAAUGCCCCUUCACGGAUCAUCUCGGGUACCUGGUGUUUUCGUCAACUAUCUCAUUUUAUCUUCCAUUGUUUGUGAUGGUGUUUACGUAUUAUAGGAUCUAUCGAGCUGCAGUUAUCCAGACUAGAUCCUUGAAACUAGGCACAAAGCAAGUCAUGAUGGCGUCUGGAGAACAUGAGCUAACUCUCAGGAUUCACAGAGGCGGAAACAAUGCGGGAUCAUCGAACAGCGGUAGCAAUGUCAUGGAUGACAGACAUAUGUACAGUACCGGAAGUAGUGGGACACCUGAUGAAAUCUCAGGUGAAAUUAUAGACGCUACCGAAACUCUGUCACCACCCCAUCAUCACCGUCACCAUUAUCACCACCAUCAUCACCAGAAUAACGGAUUAACAAGACAUUCGUCAAAUAGAAUCAUAUCUGGGAACACGAACAGUAAAAACAUGUCCAAGAACUUCUCUUUGAGUAGGAAACUUGCGAAAUUUGCAAAGGAGAAGAAAGCAGCUAAGACUCUGGGGAUCGUGAUGGGUGUGUUCAUUGUUUGUUGGUUACCGUUCUUCGUGGUGAAUCUGCUGUCUGGCUUCUGUCUGCGCUGUAUCUGGAAUGAGGAGCUGGUAUCUGCAGUAGUGACGUGGUUGGGAUGGAUCAAUUCCAGUAUGAACCCGGUCAUCUAUGCCUGCUGGAGCCGCGAUUUCAGAAGGGCUUUCGUGCGCAUCCUGUGUGUGUGUUGCCCUCGUCGGAUGCGUAGACGUUACCAGCCGGCGCUACGUUCAAAACCCAGCCAGAAAUUCCCGUCAGGGCGAUAUUAUUCAUCGCUGUCCUUUCGACAUCAUCACAUGCACCACCACCGUCCCAGCAGAGAGGACGCAUGCGCAGAGCAGACAUACAUUUAACAAUUGCUCUGACAGUACUAUGGAACCUCGGUGCUGCAGUCAAAUAAACCAGCAGCCAUCAACUAUUCUUCUGUGAAUCAACACGAACUCUACUCAAUGUGACGUCACGCUGUACGACUCGGGUACAGUAGUAGUUCCAGGCUUUCCCACAACCAGUGCUCCACAGUGAUGCCACUACAGCACCAUUUAAAACUCCAACAUCAACACGAGGUUACGUCUCCUCUCAACAGAGGGCAUCGGAGGCUAUCGUAAUUCUCGUCGCUCAGAAUUGUUGUAACUGUGAGUUUGAACAAACAACAACAAAGUGAUUGCCAUGGUAUUUAUUUUAAAUUAAAACUGACUACAUUUUACAUAUCUAGGAGUGUAUUUAAUUUCACGAAGUCAAGAGUUUGAAUAUUUAAUUAGAGGGUUAAUACUUUCAUUAGACGGACUGCUUUUUUCUUUUAUUUCGCUGGUAACAAAUGGUUACAAAAAAAAACAUUAUAUAAAAAUAAACUUCAAUUUGUUAUUUGUAGUGAUACAUUUUACAGAUGUUACGUAAUGUCUCUUGUUUCGUCGUCUCAGCUGCAUAGACGAAGAUGUGUGUUUUGGCCUUGGGAAAAAAAACUAGCAUUCCAGUAGGCCAAUAAAAAUACUAAAUAUGUAACUUACAGAGAACUCUUAUAUAUGCAGUAUAUUAAAGUAUGAAACCGACAGACAACAAUGUCAACACCAUACAUGAAGAUUAUUUCAGUCAGAAAAUUUUAUUAGAGUCGUCUGUUAUGUCUUACAAGUGAAAAGUGUUUCAUUUUAAACACUACAUUAAUGAGGGAUAUUUAACCUUGCUUGCAGAAUCUCUGUUUGGCCUUCUUUUGUUUAUAUUUUCAUGGUAACACGGACAAGUCAACGUGCGGAACAUUAUAAAUGGCUAGCUUAAAUUAUCGUGACACGGCAAGUGAGAUUCCAUUUAUCAGCAGAAGAGAGAUCAGUUUUAUGUCAAUAUUAUGGAAGAGGUUAAUGUUUAAUGCAAGGAUCUAGUCUUAAUCAUUCUGGUACAAAGCCUAUUCUAUUAGGAAUAUACUGUUCAUUCACGAAUAAAUAAAUAAAAUACAAUGAAGAUGGAA
Messenger RNA from Zootermopsis nevadensis, 2792 nucleotides. RefSeq names its product dopamine receptor 2. NCBI's taxonomy places the organism in Eukaryota, Metazoa, Arthropoda, Insecta, Blattodea, Termopsidae. The record is from RefSeq and is a predicted model, not a curated record. Gene Ontology annotation, cellular component: plasma membrane. Gene Ontology annotation, molecular function: G protein-coupled receptor activity. Gene Ontology annotation, biological process: positive regulation of MAPK cascade; adenylate cyclase-activating adrenergic receptor signaling pathway.